Messenger RNA from Ipomoea nil (Japanese morning glory), 1041 nucleotides. RefSeq names its product ATP-dependent DNA helicase pif1-like. The transcript has a single exon. The coding region runs from base 1 to 1041 and encodes 346 amino acids. Gene Ontology annotation, biological process: telomere maintenance; DNA repair. NCBI's taxonomy places the organism in Eukaryota, Viridiplantae, Streptophyta, Magnoliopsida, Solanales, Convolvulaceae. Gene Ontology annotation, molecular function: DNA helicase activity. The record is from RefSeq and is a predicted model, not a curated record.
AUGGACACAGAUCAAAUUUUUGGAGGAAAAGUGGUUAUUUUUAGAGGUGAUUUUCGACAGACAUUACCAGUUAUUAGAUAUGGGAAGAAAGAAGAUUUCAUUGAAGCAAUUUUGGUUAAAUCACCAUCAAUCUGGCCAAACACCCAACGAUUAAAAUUGGUCCAAAAUGUGCGUGCAAAUGAGGAUUCAGCAUUUUGUGAGUACUUGAUGAAGAUUGGCAAUGGAACUGAACAAUUCGUUGGUCGAGACAAGAUUAAGAUUUCAUCCUCAUUCAUUAUUCCAUGUCCGAAUGAAGAUAUUUCUCUUGAUUCUUUAUUUCAAUCUGUAUAUCUUGAUUUAACAUGUUUCGGGAAUGAUCCUUAUUCAUUAAUGAGCAGAGCCAUCUUAACAACUAAGAAUGAGAUUGCAGAUGAAAUUAAUUCUAUCUUAAUAGAUAGAUUCCCGGGUGAAAGUAAGUGCUAUGUUAGUUUUGAUGAACCACUUAAUUCGAACCAGUUGCAUUGUAAAGAUUAUUUACACACUUUAUCCCCAGCUGGCCUACCUCCUCACAAGUUACUUCUGAAGAAAAAUUGUCCUAUAAUUUUAUUGAGAAAUCUGAAUCCAGCUGAAGGAUUAUGCAACGGGACGAGAUUAGUUUGUGAUUCAUUUGAAGAUCAUCUCAUCAGUUGUUUCAUUGCAGUUGGUGAAUACAAAGGAAAACAUGUCUUCGUUCCAAUAAUUCCUCUUGAGCCAUCAAAGGAUGAAAAUUGUCGGAUACCCUUUAAAAGAACCCAAUUCCCUAUUAAAGUGUGUUUUGCCAUGACAAUUAACAAAGCUCAAGGGCAAACAUUAGAUUUUGUUGGAAUCUACUUGAAAGAGCCGGUUUUUAGUCAUGGACAAUUGUAUGUUGCUAUGUCUCGGGCAAAAAAAGCAGAUUCGAUCAAGAUGAUUAUAUUCAGUGAUGAUGGUCACAACAAACUGAUCAAUAUUACAAAUAAUAUUGUUUAUCAAGAAAUCUUGGAUUACAUAUCUCAAACAACUGUUGCACCAGACAAAAACUAA